UGCUGUCAUCGAUUGCCCAGGUGUUAUCGAUUCGCCGAUUGUGAGGCUUGCUACAGUUUCUUUUACUUCGAGGGAAAACGAAAAGUCUACUGUGGCUUAUUUUCCAACGCCAAAGCGAGCGCCUAAGCAGAAAGUUGCAGUCAUUUAAAGCCAAUACUCUGGGAAGAAACCAAUCGAGGAGCCGAGCAAAAUGCCCAGCAUCAAGUUGCAAUCUUCGGACGAGGAGAUCUUCGACACGGACAUCCAGAUCGCCAAGUGCUCCGGCACCAUCAAGACCAUGCUGGAGGACUGCGGCAUGGAGGAUGACGAGCACGCCAUUGUGCCCCUGCCCAACGUGAACUCGACGAUCCUGCGCAAGGUGCUCACCUGGGCCCACUACCACAAGGACGACCCCCAGCCGACGGAGGACGACGAGAGCAAGGAGAAGCGCACCGACGACAUCAUCUCCUGGGACGCCGACUUCCUCAAGGUCGAUCAGGGCACCCUGUUCGAGCUCAUCCUGGCCGCCAACUAUCUGGACAUCAAGGGCCUGCUGGAGCUCACCUGCAAGACGGUGGCCAACAUGAUCAAGGGCAAGACACCCGAGGAGAUCCGCAAGACCUUCAACAUCAAGAAGGACUUCACGCCCGCCGAGGAGGAGCAGGUGCGCAAGGAGAACGAGUGGUGCGAGGAGAAGUAGAGCGGCCUCGUAGGGACCAACAGCUGCAGGAGGAGGGAGCAGGCGGAGGAGUCUUGCCCCGCAUUCGAGUUGCUUUGCUUAGUUGCUACUCUCAUUUCACAUUUUUUUUGUAUUCUUACCUAAUGGACCCUCCUUUUGAAUUUGUAUAACUGAUCUGCUGCAAGCGUCCUUCGUGCUUGAUGUGAUUCGCGGGUUAAUUCGAUCGUCGUACAUAUAUCUUAUAAAUAUAUGCGAAAAGUAAACUCUAUGUAGCCUACAUAUGAAUAAGAACAUUUUGAUUUCACCUUAAUAAAUAUGUAUCUACCCAAA
This is a messenger RNA of Drosophila biarmipes, 988 nucleotides long. It is a transcript of the gene SkpA, whose product is annotated as S-phase kinase-associated protein 1. The record is from RefSeq and is a predicted model, not a curated record. Gene Ontology annotation, biological process: SCF-dependent proteasomal ubiquitin-dependent protein catabolic process. The transcript has 2 exons. Bases 191 to 679 code for a protein of 162 amino acids. Gene Ontology annotation, cellular component: cytoplasm; nucleus. Lineage: Eukaryota; Metazoa; Arthropoda; Insecta; Diptera; Drosophilidae. Gene Ontology annotation, molecular function: cullin family protein binding.